Molecule: messenger RNA, 1504 nt
Organism: Paramecium sonneborni
Lineage: Eukaryota; Ciliophora; Oligohymenophorea; Peniculida; Parameciidae
Source: the annotation of a GenBank genome assembly
AUAAUGAUGUCAUUAUUAAUAGCAGGAUUUGUCAUAGGAACAGUUUAUGCUGUUAACCCUGAUGCUGAUAAAGUAGUAUUUCCAGGUUGGGGAGAAUAUAGCUUUAACACUUAUUCAGGAUAUCUUCCAGUUGAUACAGGAUUAAGGUAUGAAGAAUAAUGAUAUAGAUAAUUGCACUAUGUUUUUUUAGAGAGUCAAAGUAAUCCUUCAACUGACCCAGUUGUAUUAUGGUUGAAUGGUGGUCCAGGAUGCUCAUCAUUACUAGGAUUAAAUGAAGAGAUAGGGCCAUUUGUGAUGGUGGAUGAAGAUAGGUAAUUCAAGAAGAAUCCUUAUCCAUGGAAUGCUAGAGCUAAUAUUCUAUUUUUGGAAUCUCCAGCAGGAGUUGGAUUCUCAAUUAAUAAUGAUACCACAUAUUAAUAUAAUGAUGAGAAUUCUGGUUAAGACAAUUACAAAGCAUUAUUGGCUUGGUUUACAGCAUUUUAAUAAUUUCAAAGAAAUAAGUUCUUCAUUGCAGGAGAAUCAUAUGCAGGUAAUUAUAAAUAUCCAUAAAAUAUUAGGAAUGUAUAUUCCAUAUACAUCAAAAGCCAUAGUAAAUGGUAAUAAAUAAGCAUCAUUAAAAAUUCCUUUGGAAGGUAUCUUAAUUGGAAAUGGUUUGUUGGUAUCAAAUUAAUAAAAGAGAUGGUAAGCCUUAUAAGAGUAUUUCUUGAGAAGAAAUUUCCUUGCUCCUACUGCUACAAACACUAUUAGAAAAAUAUGUAGUGUAAAACCAGAUUCCAUAAAAUGUUUGUUAGCCUAAAAUUAAUUUGAAGAAGUUUGUUUAGGAUCUAACAUCAACAUAUAUAAUGUUUAUGGAUAUUGUAAAGAUGAUACAACUCCAGACUUUUUAAAACCUAAAACUAAUUCAGGUAAACAAAUCAGAUAUCCAUAUGUAUCUUGGUAUGAAGGAAAUAACUAUCAAAAAGUUGGGAAUAGUGGUGCACCUUGUACUGAUUUUGGACCAAUUACAGAAUAUUAUAAUAAUGCUUAAGUUUAAGAAGCAUUACACAUAUUAGAAAGACCUUACUUUUGGUCUGCUUGUGAUAUGGAUAUCAAUCAAGUUUAUAACAUUAGUAAAAAUGGAAGUUAUGAAAUACUACCUUUUCUAAGUUAAUCAGGAGUUAGAAUAUUAAUUUACUCUGGUGAUUAAGAUGCCAUUGUUAGUGUUGUUGAUACUCAAUAAUCUAUUAAUAUGAUACCUGACAUUUAAGAAAUAGAAUCUUGGACUCCAUGGGGCAAUUCAGAUUUAGAUUUAGCUGGAUGGAUCACUCAAUAUAAUUAUUUAAAGUUUGUUGUUGUCAGAGGAGCUGGACAUGUAAUUUAUUUUUUAUUUAUUUAUUUUCUAGAUGGUUCCUGAAGAUCAAAGAUAAAAUGGCUUUGAAAUGUUUGAUAGUUUCAUCUAUGAUAAUGAAUUCCCUAAAUAUCAAUGAAUGGAGUAAUAUUAUUAUAUUAACAAUAUCAAAUUCAC